AUGGUCAAUCGGGGCGUCUCGCAAGGCUGCAAUACUUGCAAAAAGCGGCGAGUCAAAUGCGACGAGGCCAAACCCAUGUGCAACGAAUGCAUUCGCGUUGGACGGCAAUGUGCGGGCUACGGGAAACCGCAAGUCCGAGUGAGGUUCAGGGACCUCACUGCGCAGUACCUCAACAUACCACCAGAUCAGACGGUAACCGCCAGAACUCACGACUAUGAGAAUCAAGGGUUGAAAAGAAUGAGGAAAGGCUCGUAUGUUCAGCAGUCUACUCGUGACCAACUAUAUCUUCUCGCGAUACCCGAAAGUCUGCUUCCGAAACAGCUGGACAUCGCUGUCACGUUCUACCUUAGAUAUAUCACCGAUGUUGGUCGCAGUCUGCAGUCGACGCGCGGUUUUCUGGAGUUUGUUCGUCCAGUUCUGGCUUCGGAGUCUCACAAGUCAGCUCUCAGCGCUGCGGUUGAUGCCGCUGCAAUCAAGCUAUGGGCAUUGCUGAGACCUUCUGACAUUACCGCUUCUCUUCCCAUCGAGCUGCAUCGGGAAGCUUUGGCGAAGUUACAGCAAGCUAUCUCCACCUCGAAAGAGAGGCGAAAGGAUGCUGUAAUUCUUGCGACACUGGUACUACAACAUCUGGAUAGCCUGACAGCUGUGUUUGGUCGUCACGAGCCCCGAAGCACGCAUCGUAAAGGAGCAUUAGCGUUGCUCACACAGAACGGUCGCGACACAAAAAGUUCGAAGUAUCAUCCGCAUCUGCUAGGAAACCUCUUUCACUCAAGGGUCUCCUUUUGCGUCAGGAAUAACAUAUCAAUGACUGCUACUGAACUCGAGUGGCUCCAGACUGAAGUCAUUCCUGCCCUGCCUAAUAGCCCGAGCUUUCAGCUCGAUGUCAUCGGGUUAUCGGUUUCAAGGCUUCAAAAUACCUUUUACCAUCUUGCAUCGCAAGGAAACACGGUAUUGGCUGCAUCAGAAGUCCUGCCUGUCAUCAUACAAGAUGUCGACGCCCAGCUUCGGGCAUGGCUGGAUGAGGUACCGAAUAUCUGGUUCCCAAGAAGGAUUUCGGACGAGAUCUUCAUUUCUUCAUCCAUUCCCACCUACCAUGGCUCUUGUGAUAUCUAUCCAAGUGUCCAGGUUGCAAACAUAUGCAAUGUAUGGCGGAUGUAUCGUCUUAUCGUGGAGUCUAUCAGAACGGAAAUCACCCAUGCGCUUCGGGUCGUUUCUGAGGGAGGCUUCGCUGCGUCCACAAAAGAGCUGUUAAGUGAUGAAGGCGGAAGGCACAGAGAAACUCAAAACCUGGUUGAAUCCAUAUGUCGAAGUAUACCUUUCUAUCUUGGGAGCUCCAAUCGACCAUUGGUGUACUCCGAUAUCGACAUCCCUCUAUCGGUCUUUCCUAACUAUCAUGACCUAAGGCCUGACGAUUACGCACUCAUCGUUUAUAAGAACAGUGAUGACUACGCUUCUAAGGAGGAUCAUUGCUGGCACACUGCUCUUCACGGCCCUCUACACGCCUUGACUAUCUUGUCUAGUCUCACGGAUCUACUCUCUGAGCAGCUAUACUCCAACACUGCACACAGCUUGCUAAACAAGCAGAAGCACUGGAUUGGAGAGCAACUUCAUCGCUGUCUCUAUCUGACUCGUCUCGAUUCGCGCAUCGCUGGCUGUUUCAACGCUGUAUCUGCGGGCCCAACAUCAGCGCCUAUGGAGUUUGCUCAAGCAAUGCGCCAAGCACUGAAAACGGUUACCAUACUGUGA
This is a messenger RNA of Alternaria burnsii, 1746 nucleotides long. RefSeq lists its product as uncharacterized. The record is from RefSeq and is a predicted model, not a curated record. The coding region runs from base 1 to 1746 and encodes 581 amino acids. NCBI's taxonomy places the organism in Eukaryota, Fungi, Ascomycota, Dothideomycetes, Pleosporales, Pleosporaceae. Gene Ontology annotation, molecular function: zinc ion binding; DNA-binding transcription factor activity, RNA polymerase II-specific. Gene Ontology annotation, biological process: regulation of DNA-templated transcription. The transcript has a single exon.